AUGCAAUCGGUAAUCUUGUUGUUGUCGGCGGCACUUUUGCUGCAAAAUGUUCAAUCGGGCGAAAUUUCCGUUAGUAACGGAUCCGAGCCAAUCUGUCUAGUAAUAAGAGAUCCCACAGGCCAAAGUACUUUCUAUAAGUUUCCAUGGAAUGUGGCUUUGUACUUCAAGCAAUCUGAUGAGCUUCAGAGCAAUUCGGUUGUCAAAAAAUGCGGAGGAACCCUGAUUGAUGAGCAACGGGUUAUCACAUCUGCAAACUGUGUAGUAAAUUCCAACGGAGAGUCGAUCAAUGCAUCUGAGAUCGAGGUACGUUUGGGAGAUCACAAUGAAGCAGAAAAUUUCUCAACGGAACAAACCCAAGCCGUCCAGCAGAUUAUCAUUCAUCCAAAGUUUGACGGAAAUCGACAUAACAUUGCAUUCUUGGUGCUUAACGAGUCGGUCAAGAUUAACAACUUCGUUAAUCCAAUUUGCUUUGGAUCAACUUCUAAGGAUAUCCAUGUGGGUGAUCAGGGCUUGAUUUUGGGCUGGAGCAUCAAAGAAUAUGGCGCCUUUCCAAGAAAACGUGUGAUGUCUCACGUGAUGGUGGUAAACAACUCCGAGUGUGCUGACAGUGGGGCGAUCUCAAUCGAAAGCCUCGACUCAAAUGAAGUUUUUUGUGCAAGAAAUUUGAAUGUUUUCGAUACCUGUUUCAAGAACACUGGUGACGGAGUUUAUUUCGCUUCCAAUGGGCAGUAUCACCUUGAAGGGAUUGCUACAUUGCCUAAGGGCGGAGAAACAGAACGUUGCGAAACUAGUGAAUAUUUGGUGUUCACAAACUAUAUCGAAAGCUUCGCCAGGAGUGUUUUUGCUGUUUUGGACGGAAAUAAUGCUGACACCAAAUCAAACAGAGAUCGCAGAGCUAUAACGGGACCACUUCCUAUUCCGCCACCAAUGCCGGAACAUAAACUACAGGAUUAA
Molecule: messenger RNA, 954 nt
Organism: Uranotaenia lowii
Lineage: Eukaryota; Metazoa; Arthropoda; Insecta; Diptera; Culicidae
Product: ovochymase-1-like
Exons: 3
Coding region: 1-954 (317 amino acids)
Biological process (GO): proteolysis
Molecular function (GO): serine-type endopeptidase activity
Source: RefSeq, a predicted model, not a curated record